AUGGAUUUCAUCAAGACCAGUUCCCCGCGUGCUCUGACUGAGUUAACUCUCCAACACAAUUGGAUUGGCAUCAUUUGGAUGAGUAGAAGUGAAGAUAUGAUCAAAUUAGUGAAGACUGGUCCAGACGGUUUUAGCGAGCAUUCGCGUCCUGAGCCGCGCACACCAGCCGAUCGUGGAACGAACGUACCGCGAUCGUCCCGCGCACAUCAUUCGCAUCCCGCCAAGUCCACGGCCGAGCUCACGUCCCGACCCGGAAAGCAACGUCCCACGGUCGAGCCGUUCUUAGCUCGCCACCACAAGCCGUGCACGACCGCGCCGCGCGAACAAGAAGGCAACAGCUCGCGGCUGCGCGGCACAACCCACAUACCGCGGCCGACCCAUCUGUCUGACCACGAAGGCUUCGUCCCGCGACCGGCCAAGAUUCAUCGCCCAAAACUUAUCCAUCCGUCCGACCCCGUCGGCCGAAUACGAAAACUCUCGGCCACGAUCGUUCUGACCGUGCCGAUAGCCGACUACGACCCGAUGACCGGCCGACCAUCCCGACCGACCGUCCGAACGGUCGAUCGACCGAAGCCCGUUUUGAAGCCCGUUUCACACGUAUUCACAGCCCGGCUUGACCUAAUGCCGCCUCUGAAGACCUAG
This is a messenger RNA of Microthlaspi erraticum, 642 nucleotides long. Lineage: Eukaryota; Viridiplantae; Streptophyta; Magnoliopsida; Brassicales; Brassicaceae. The record is from the annotation of a GenBank genome assembly.